AUGGAGGAAUCAAUACUAUCAAAUAAGGUCUCAGCUCAAAGUUAUUCAUCAAUAGAACGAGGUGUUUUAAAAUAUGUUGAUGUAGUUGGAAGUGUCGAAAAUAAUGAUCAUUUGUUUGAACUAUAUAUCGAAGAUGAUAAUUAUUUGAAUAUUGAGAAGGACCGCGCUGGUUAUUUGAAAUCAGAGGGUGACUUUAAUGAUGGAUAUAAAGCUAUUUAUUCACUUCGAGCGCUUGGCGCUCUUCAUGAAAAUCCAAUAACAGAUGAAGAUACAGCAGAGUUGAAUUUUGCACUUGCGGAGAAUCUUAAUACAAUCGAUAUAAAUACCGUUACUUGGGAAAAUCCGUUGUCAGUCACGCGGAAACAUAAAACCGGAAUUUUUUCCAAUGAUCUAUGUCAACAAUUAAAAGCAUCCGACGAUUAUAAUGCUCUUGAUGAAGAUGACAAUUGGUUUAAUAAUGGUUAUCUAACCGAUGUUGUGAUACCGUUGAUCCGUGCAGCAAUUAAGGAUAUUCCAAAUUUUAAUUAUAUGCGGGUAACGACUUCUGAAAUGGAGAGCAAAAAUAGUAAAGAGAGAUGGAAAUUACAGAAAUGUAGUUCAUUUGGUAAAAAACCUGACGCAAUGAUUAUUGCCACAAUUUGCAAUAUUGAGUUUGAAAUUAUGUUUUUGGAGGGAUCGCGUCUUGUCGCAGAUAAAGGAAAGCGUCAUUCGGAUAGCGUUAAACUUUGGCGCGGAAGCAAUGAUGGCAUAUGGCUUGCUAGUCUCGGUACCACCACUUUGAUAAAGCCAAAUUGCCACUUACGAAUUCAGGAAGCAUUUUCGAUUAUCAAUUUAUUACUUAAACUUCGAAUUAUCAUUAUUGUUGAUAUUGGCCUAUUUAAAUCUGCUGUGAAGUCUAAAUUUAAUCGUAAUAAUAGGAAAAAUGUGAAGAGUUCAACAACUAGUUCUCCGGGUAAUAAAAAAUUAAAAUCUGUUUAA
Molecule: messenger RNA, 978 nt
Organism: Rhizophagus irregularis DAOM 181602=DAOM 197198
Lineage: Eukaryota; Fungi; Glomeromycota; Glomeromycetes; Glomerales; Glomeraceae
Source: RefSeq, a predicted model, not a curated record